CGUCAUCGCGCCGCGCCGCAGACAGGAGCGGCCGCCGUCAUGGUGCAGCUCGGGAGCCGCCUCCUGAAGGGCUACCGCAGCGGGCAAGUCGUGAUCCGCUUCGCCCUCGGAGGCUGCACCAACCGGCCCUUCUUCCGCAUCGUGGCAGCGCACAGCAGGCGCGCCCGCGACGGGAAGUACUUGGAACAGCUCGGCUGCCUCGACCCUCUGCCCAACGCCCGCGGCGAGAAGGUGGUGGGGCUCAACUUGGAACGGCUGCGCCACUGGCUGGGCUGCGGCGCGCAGCUCUCCCGGCCGGCUGAGAAGCUCCUGGGUCUGGCGGGCUUCCUGCCUCUCCACCCCAUGACGGUGACCGGCGCCGAGAGGCUGCGGAGGCGGCGGCAGGCGAAGGACCCCACCGUGCCCGCUACGGACAGCUCCCCCGGGCCCAGCGAGACGCCCUGAGAGACGCCUUGGCCGAGGGGCUGCCGAGACUGCCCUCCCGUUCACGCCGCCCCGAGGAUACGCGGUGCAUCCGACCACAUUAAAGCGUCAUUUGUGUGCUGUA
Messenger RNA from Colius striatus (speckled mousebird), 547 nucleotides. RefSeq names its product mitochondrial ribosomal protein S16 (gene MRPS16). The record is from RefSeq and is a predicted model, not a curated record. Gene Ontology annotation, biological process: mitochondrial translation. Lineage: Eukaryota; Metazoa; Chordata; Aves; Coliiformes; Coliidae. The coding region runs from base 40 to 444 and encodes 134 amino acids. The transcript is spliced from 3 exons. Gene Ontology annotation, cellular component: ribosome; mitochondrial small ribosomal subunit. Gene Ontology annotation, molecular function: structural constituent of ribosome.